Hippocampus zosterae (dwarf seahorse) is the source of this 1387-nucleotide messenger RNA. RefSeq names its product developing brain homeobox 1a (gene dbx1a). The record is from RefSeq and is a predicted model, not a curated record. Gene Ontology annotation, molecular function: DNA-binding transcription factor activity, RNA polymerase II-specific; DNA binding. Gene Ontology annotation, biological process: cell differentiation in spinal cord; regulation of transcription by RNA polymerase II. NCBI's taxonomy places the organism in Eukaryota, Metazoa, Chordata, Actinopteri, Syngnathiformes, Syngnathidae. The coding region runs from base 65 to 994 and encodes 309 amino acids. The transcript has 4 exons.
AACACUCGACAAGUUCCCCUUCGCUAAGAUACUGCGGAGUACUUGUCAGGCACGAGUCGGGACCAUGAUGAUCCCAAGCGUCAUCGCGCCCCCCGCCCUCUACCCGGGCCUCUACCGGCCAGCGGCCGCCGCUUUACCGCUUCAUCACAGUUUGCCGGCCGCUUUGCCGACCCACUCCGGCUUCCUCGUGGAGGACCUACUGCGGAUAAGCCGACCCGCCGCCUUCCUCAACCGGACGCCGCCGACGGCUGCCACCGCUCUAUCUUUCGCGGACGCGCGCGUGGAUCGAGGUUCGCCCAACAACGGCACCGUGACGCGCGAGUCGUGCUCGCCCAAAACGUCCGGCAGCAAGGAUGCAACUUUCCUCAAGUUUGGGGUGAGCGCCAUCCUUGCGCCGUCGCCAAAGACACCACCCUCGCCCCCAACAGUCCACAGCAUGCACUCCAAGAGCUUCCACGUCCCCUGCUUUGACGGAACCUUCCAGCCCAUGUUCAGGACGCCUUAUUUACACGCAUCUUCUUCCGCUGUGCCGAUCCCAGGGACUUUCUCGUGGCCGCUAGCUGCCCGAGGGAAGCCCCGCAGAGGGAUGCUGCGGAGGGCCGUCUUCUCUGAUGUGCAGCGCAAAGCUUUGGAGAAAAUGUUCCAAAAACAGAAGUACAUCAGCAAGCCGGACAGGAAGAAGCUGGCCUCCAAACUGGGCCUGAAAGAUUCACAGGUGAAGAUUUGGUUCCAGAACAGGCGGAUGAAGUGGAGGAAUUCGAAGGAGCGCGAGCUGCUAUCGUCCGGCGGCUGCCGCGAGCAGACGCUGCCCACCAAAGCUAACCCGCACCCGGACCUCAGCGACGUGGGUAAGAAGUCCGAAGACGACGAGGAGGACGAGGACGAAACUUUUGGCAGGCAGACGACGGGCUCCUGCGGCGUCUCGUCGCCGUCGCUCUCCAGCAAGCACUCGGACUUCUCAGAGUCGGACGAAGAGGAAAUCACCGUAUCGUAGGACUUUUCACGAGACUUAUUUUUUUUUCCUCCCCAUGAAACGGUUGGAAGACGAAUCCGUUCUGGCUCACGACCCCACAGCUGCCAUUUAGUUUUCAAUUAAAAAAAAAAAAAGUUUCCAAGCAGCGCACGCGCACUGGACAGGAUCUGCUUCUGAGCAGCCAUUUGCUGUUUUUGCACAGCUUCGUUGAAAUGUACAGUGUUUUGUACAAUUUUGUAUGGAAUUUUAUGCCAAUUGAGUUGAUUUUACCUUCACCUUGAAUAGAGUUGUUUAUUGAAAAAAAAGAUGUAGCUAUUUCAUUAAUUUAUAUGAAUUUGUUGUAUUAUGUGGUGUAUAUACUGUAUGUUCAUUUUACUUUUUGUACAAAUACCAAAUAAACAUGUUCACAGCCUA